Messenger RNA from Dipodomys ordii (Ord's kangaroo rat), 681 nucleotides. It is a transcript of the gene Dnajc8, whose product is annotated as DnaJ (Hsp40) homolog, subfamily C, member 8. The record is from RefSeq and is a predicted model, not a curated record. Bases 1 to 681 code for a protein of 226 amino acids. Lineage: Eukaryota; Metazoa; Chordata; Mammalia; Rodentia; Heteromyidae. The transcript is spliced from 7 exons. Gene Ontology annotation, cellular component: nucleus.
AUGGCGGCUUCGGGGGAAAGCGGGGCUUCGGGUGGCGGCGGCAGCACGGAGGAAGCAUUUAUGACCUUCUACAGUGAGGUGAACACACCACGAGUACUAGUGGUCCCGGGACAACCCCCCUCGGGCCUGCUUUCCCGCUGGGCGGAGGCAUUGAUUUUUUUUCAGGUUCUUCAGAUUGAUCCUGAAGUAACAGAUGAAGAAAUAAAAAAGAGGUUUCGGCAGUUAUCAAUCUUGGUGCAUCCUGACAAAAAUCAAGAUGAUGCUGACAGAGCACAAAAGGCUUUUGAAGCCGUGGACAAAGCUUACAAGUUGCUACUGGAUCAGGAACAAAAGAAGAGGGCCCUGGAUGUAAUUCAGGCAGGAAAAGAAUACGUGGAACACACUGUGAAAGAGCGGAAAAAACAAUUAAAGAAGGAGGGAAAACCUACAAACGUGGAGGAGGAUGACCCUGAGCUGUUCAAACAGGCAGUAUACAAACAGACCAUGAAACUCUUUGCUGAGCUGGAAAUUAAAAGGAAAGAGAGAGAAGCCAAAGAGAUGCACGAAAGGUACACAUCUGAAAGUCGAGAUGGUCGGGUAGACAGCUGGAGAAACUUCCAAGCAAAUACAAAGGGGAAGAAAGAGAAGAAAAAUCGGACCUUCCUGAGACCACCAAAAGUAAAAAUGGAGCAGCGCGAAUGA